GGUAAAAAUAUGGCGACUCGACUCGAACAAUUGUUGCUUUUUAUAGAACUUCGUACGUUUGUUGUUGUUAUUUUAAAGUCAUAAUAAUAAUAGAUCUAGAUCUAUAUUGUUCUUUUUUAGAACCUAGUUAUUUAGACUAUAAUGGAUUGAUAAAAUAACGGGAAUGGCAAUGGGAUUAAUUGGUAUUCAGACAGCACCCCACCUGAGAGUUGUUAUAUUUUGUGAGGUUGUAGACAGUUAAUGACAUGGCAUCAAAUAGGGACAGACAGUCCCCCACUCAGGGCCUCAUCCCACCCCCUGUCGCUGCUCCUCGUCGUCGCAGUCCAGUGAACGUGCCAGACACCUUAUUGGAGGGGCACCGAGCGCCACCAAUACCCGCUCGCAGGAAAAGCCUGGCCAGAAAAAACGAAGAAGGGGAAAUGACAGUUUUUUCUCCUGAUUUUGGCAAUGAUGAUAGCAAUGCAAAACGAAAAAUGACCUUCCCGAAAUCUAACUCCAUGUUUUCUAAUGAUGACCUUCAACCAGUGCCUGAAAUGGACAGCAGAUUUUCCUUGCCCCAGUCUACCAGUGGUUGUACCAUGCACCCUGACUUGGACGGGCUAGAUUUCAGUGGGUCAGUAUUCCCUAGUGUGAACACUGAGUCGCGGCCACGCAGCUCAUCAACUGAUGAAAUUCGGGACAGCCGCAAGCAUAUAUACCCAGACAUAAGCCAUGCCUUUAGAGGGAUAACACCACAGUUGCCUACUUCAUUGCAGUAUGCAUACAAUGGAUCACAGUACCAAACAAACGCAGGCGUGUUACCCACCAGCUCUGUGGCUUCACAAAAUAUAGGUGGGUAUGGCUGGAACAGCAGUGUAUUUAACAACCUAAACUCAGGAGGUGCCGCUACCAGUCUAGCAUCAUCCCAGUUCUAUAAUUCAUAUUCCACUGUAGCCCCCAAAGGAAACCUGCAUGUGUACCCACAACUCCCAAGCACUGUGGCAGACAACAACCUGAUGUACCCAGCCAACAACUAUCUCAGCCUGUUUAACACAGCCGGCUACAGCACAAACUACAUGACAUCUGCUGCGUACGACCACAACCCACAAGCCAGUACUGGGGUGGGGACUAAGUUAAACUAUGUACCAAACAUACAUCCAGCAGGAGGCGCGUCUAGAGAGUCCUCCGCCUCACCCAGCAACCUGUUCCCCACACCAGCCCCCACAGGUUUUGAUGACACGUUUUUCCCCUCGGAGAGUUCAACCAGCACAGCAGAUGGGGACCUGAUCAAACUGGGGAGUUUUUUACCUGAGCAUGAGUACCUCUCUCUCGAUUACUUUGAUCCUCUUUACUCCCGUGGGAGGAAAGAAUCAAUCUCCCACAGUGAGGUCUCAUCCCCCCAAAGUCCAGCGCCCACCACGUAUUCCUUUGGAGAAGCUUUUCCUAACUUGUAUGAGGAACACACUGGUGCUGCCACUGCUGGAGAUGACCAUAUAUGGACACCCAUGACCAGCACACAGCAGACUGUCAAGCCUCCCCCUAUAGGUUUUGAAGCAUUCAACGCCGAUGUGUUUGGGCAAACUUUUGGGACCAGUGAUGAAGAAUUUUUGAGAACUGAAGCAGGAGAGGUGUUUAGGUCACCUGCGUAUGAUGCCCCAGGUAACAUUGUUGUGGGGACCAGUGACAAGCCUGCCAGACCACCAUCUUGGCGCCUGCCUCAGGACACAAGAUUUGAACAUUUGAGAAAGCGAACAUUUAUAGAUCCUGAAUCCGAAUCAUUCUGUCAAAUGGUUGCAGACCUAAAGAAGAGAUAUCUAUCAACUGAUGAAAAGACAAACCAGGGAUUCCUUAUAAAUCAGAUACGAGAGUGUCAUAUGGGGUCAAUCCAGGUCAAGGUCAACGUCCACACACAGUUUGCCUCGGAACCUGUGUCAUUUACCUGUGACACGACCGCGCUGGUGGAGCACCUGAUCAGCCACGUCCUCUACACAGUUCUCCCAGCUGAUCCCCAGCCUGAUACAAAUAAAUUUCUGCUGAAAGUGUAUGACCGCACGGAAUAUCUGGACAAUGAAAUGCCACUUGCCAACUUUGAUUAUGUGCACAGCUGUUUGAAGCUGGACAAGGAUGUUUCCCUGGAGCUGAUCACCUGUGAGGAAGUGUCUCGGCCAUUCAUCAGAACUAGAGAUGAUGAUAUCCAGAUGUUGUAUUUCCCUAAAGAAUACAUCAACAUGGAUGGCAAAUCAGUUUCACAAGAGGCUUUAUCUGUACUUAUAGACACAUUUUAUCAUGAGGUGGAUGUUAUACUGGAGCAUUGUAGGAAGGAUGGAGCAGCCAGUUUCCAGGUGCAGACCCUGGUCCAGUCGGUCAAGGCCAUCUGCUUUAACCUGGCCAAGGUUGAAACUGUUGAGAUCAGUAAGGCCUUGGAUCAGAUCAGACGCAAUGUAGAAGAACUUGUGAACCCAAGUGCCAGGUCCCAGUCAAUGUUUGGAAGCCAUUCUCAGGAUAAAGACACUCAGGACGCCAUCAACGUUGCGGUUCGCUGCUCUCUGCUGGAGGACCUAGAGGCUUCUGUCAAUCUGCUGAUUGAUGCUGUCAAGCGAUUGGUGCGGAUGUACUGUAGGACAUUCCUCACAGACUUUUUCCUGGGCUCUUCCGUUGUGGUUCCACACGAUCAUUUAGAAGUUGUGAAGGUCAAGGAUAACUUUCUUGUUUGUAUUUCCUCUGCUCAUGGCCUGCCACCUGGAGCUUCAAACAGAUAUGACCAGUACAAGAUAGUCUGUAGCCUGUACCAUGGCACAAAGAAGCUUGUGCCUGAUGUCUCUACAACCUUCAAGUCCUUGUCUGUUGGGCUCUGUGAGAGGGUCCAUUGGGAUGAAUGGCUGAACUUUGAACGUAUGGCUUUGUCAACAAUGCCAAGAGAGACAAGACUCUGCCUAAUGCUUUGUGCUGUUAGCAAAUACCCAGCAGGGGCAGAUAAAAACAUUGAAAAAGGGGAGGUCACUGCAGACAAAAAGAUAAUCUACUCAUUAGGAGCCGCAUCUAUACAGCUCUUCAAUGAAAAGGGCUAUUUGAACCAAGGUCCUCAGCUGGUACCACUCAUGAUGGGUGUUAGAUCAGAUCCCAUAAUGCCAUCUUGUAAAACUCUACUUCCUGACUCAGUACUACUUCAGGUAAAUCUUCCUGAUUUUGACCGCACCAUUUUCUUUCCAGAACCAUCAACCUUUGCAAAUAGCAAGCGCAAGUCUUUCAAUGAUCUUCUGCCUGCCAUCCGCAUGCUGGUUCAUGAGGUUAUGGAGAAAGAAUCCUGUUCAGCAUUUACUGCUGAAGAGUUUGAGAUUCUGUGGAGCCAUCGCCACUACAUGAUCGACUACCCUUCUUUGUUACCCAGAAUCCUCCAGGCUGCUCAGUCGUGGGACUGGGCCAGUUUGCCAGAAAUUUAUUCCCUGCUGCGCUGCUGGAAAACACUUCACCCCAUGCAGGCUUUUGAGCUGCUCCUGCCUCAGUUUCCUGACUUGAGGGUCAGACAGUUUGCUGCUGACUGCUUGAACAAAAUCCCUUCAGAUGACCUGAUAGACUUUCUGCCCCAGAUGAUCCAGGGCCUCAAGUUUGAGAGCUACCACAACUCCCCAUUGGCCAAGCUGUUAUUAGAACAGUCAUGUAAAAGUCCCCGCUUUGCUCACCAGUUCUUCUGGCUACUGAAAGGUGCUGCCUCCCAGGAUGCAACAUUCAAACGCAGGUACGAGCUGAUGUUUGUUGCCCUGGCCUCCGUGACUGGCGACGCCCUCUAUCAAGAGUUUAAGAAACAGGAAGAGCUAGUCAAGGUCGUGACAUCUGUAGCAGAAAAGGUCAAGACUGCUAAGGACAAAGAUAAUACACUGAAAAGGGAAUUAAUUCCUUUGCAUGAAAUGAUAGAAAAGAAAGGGAGAAUACUACUACCUUAUAACCCCAGUAUUGAAGUUGUGGGACUUGAUAUGAAAUCAUGUUCCUACUUUACUUCAAAUGCCUUUCCUCUGAAACUGGUGUUCAAAAAUCUAAACCCUAAGGCAGACUCACAUUAUGCCAUCUACAAGGUUGGAGAUGACCUGAGGCAGGACAUGUUGACCCUGCAGAUGAUCCGGAUUAUGGAUAACCUGUGGCUGCAGAAAGGCCUGGAUCUGCGGAUGAUUCUCUUCUCUUGUCUGGCCACUGGACCAAAGAAAGGUAUAAUUGAGCUGAUCACAGAGUCUGAGACCCUGAGGAAGAUCCAGGUGUUCUCAGGUGUGACGGGUUCCUUCAAGGAUAGACCAAUCAAAGAAUGGCUACAGAAACACAACCCCACAGAACUGGAGUACAACAGGGCUGUGGACAACUUCACGUACUCGUGUGCUGGCUACUGUGUAGCCACGUAUGUGCUAGGGGUGUGUGACAGACACAAUGACAACAUCAUGUUGAAGCAGUCAGGCCACAUGUUCCACAUAGACUUCAGCAAGUUUCUGGGGGAUGCCCAGAUGUUUGGCACAUUCAAAAGAGAUCGAGUGCCAUUUGUCUUGACCUCUGACAUGGCAUAUGUCAUCAAUGAUGGAGCCAAAACAGGACCCAGGUACCAGAACUUUGUGGACCUCUGCUGCCAGGCCUUCAACAUCCUCAGACAGCAUGCAGACUUGUUCAGGAGUCUUUUUAUAUUGAUGGCCAGAUCAGGUAUCCCAGGUGUAACAGACCAGGCGGUGCAGUACGUGCAGAAUGCACUUUUACCUGGCCAGACAGAGGCGCAGGCUACAGCCACAUUUACCAGAAUGAUUGAAGAGAGCGUCAACUCUGUGUUUACAUCCUUCAACUUUUUCAUCCACAACCUGGCCCAGCUCAAGUUUUCUAGUCACAACGAGGGAACUCUUCUGUCUUUUGUACCCAAGUCUUAUAACAAAGACACAGAUGGGAAAAUCACCUCAGUAGAGCUAGUCAGAUUUCAGAAGAGAUACACACCAGACAAGCAUUAUAUUUUCAUAUUGAAAGUGGAGAGGGAGAACCAGAAAGUGCCUAUGUAUAUCUUCCGUCAGUUCCUGGAAUUUGUGGAGUUCAGGGACAAACUUAAUGAAAUGUUUCCUCUCAUUACAUGGCCCAACUUUUCUAAAAGAUUAGUGUUUGGACGAAGCAAUAUAAGAAGUGUUGCAGAAAGUCGUAGGACAGAAAUAAUUAAUUUCCUUCGUUUCUUGUGGACUUUGACUGCCGAGAUAUCAGAGUGUGAGCUGGUGUACACAUUCUUCCACCCACUGCUGAGGGAUGAACAGGAGACAGAGACAAAUAAACUCAAUGUCGUCAAACUCAGAGAACCUGCAGUUCAGCGCUCCAACACAGCAGGUAGCACUGGAAUUCUGGGAGAGAUCAAACUUUCCAUCCAGUACAAGAAAGAUGCACUGCAAGUCAUGAUCAUGCAUGUCCGAGGAUUGUCUGGCACCACAGAGCCACCUAGCCCGUAUGUCAAGACUUACCUUUUACCUGAUCCAGACAAGGUGACCAAACUGAAGACAAAGACUGUGAAGACAACCAAUGACCCAACUUACAAUGAACUGCUCCAGUACCAGCUGUCGGAGCAGGAGAUCAAGUACCGCAUCCUGCAGGUGACUGUCUGGGACAGCGCUGUCCUGAAGGAGAACAACUUCCUGGGGGCUGUCUACAUACGUCUGAGAGACCUUGACCUCUCCAAGGACAACACCUGCUGGCAUAAACUGGGCAGGAUCCAGAUGCCAAGCUUUUAACAGUGCCCUGACUUCUGAUAGAUGCCCUGACUUCUGAUAGAUGCCCUGACUUCUGAUAGAUGCCCUGACUUCUGAUAGAUGCCCUGACUUCCGAAUGAUGCCCUGACUUCUGAUAUAUGCCCUGAUUUCUGAUAUAUGCCCUGAUUUCUGAUAGAUGCCCUGACUUCUGAUAGAUGCCCUGACUUCUGAUAGAUGCCCUGACUUCUGAUAGAUGCCCUGACUUCUGAUAGAUGCCCUGACUUCUGAUAGAUGCCCUGACUUCUGAUAGAUGCCCUGACUUCUGAUAGAUGCCCUGACUUCUGAUAGAUGCCCUGACUUCUGAAAAUUGCCCUGACUUCUGAUAGAUGCCCUGACUUGAAAUGUGCAAAUGUUAAGAAUUGUUAAGUUAAUCAUGUAGUUGCUUGUUACUUCCUUAGAGAGAUGGGGAUCACUUACUCACUGUUGUGUUAGAUGUCAUCAAAAUUUUGUGUACCAACAAGCUCAUCUUUUUUCAAAAUCACUUUUCUGUGUGUACUCACUGGCAUCUUACACUUUUACCAUGGAAUUCAUCAAAUAUCAGGAAGGCCAUAUGUUGGCCAGAUAUUUGCUGGUGUGUGAGACCAAUUUGCAAGUGACUAACUCUUCACCUGUUUGUGCCAAAGUUUUUCCAAUGUUUGUGUUCACCUUGUUACAAACAAAUCAGAGUGAUCCUCUGUUAGGUCAAUAGUACCCCAGGGUGUGCUUGUACACUCGGACACACCCUGGUGGAAACAUGCCCCACCCCACCUGCCAUAUAACCCAGGCUACAAGGGAUCCGAGCAAGUAUAACAAUAGUUCAGUGCCAAAGAUGAACAAAAGUUUCUUCAUAAGAAAAAAAUGAACAAGAGUUCUCACAACUUUUAAAUAUUUAUCUUAAUUUUUAAACAAAUAUUGCAAAGAAAGAUAUAAUUCAAAAGAAUGAAAUUUUGUAUUUUAUGUACUUUCUAACAGAGACAUGUAACAUUAGAACUGGCCUUAACUUCUUUUCCUAGCUUGCCAUAUAGUUGUAUCUACAUAAACCUUGUCAUACUCUUUGAUUUGGUUGACCUAAGUUACCAGUUUGCUAUAGACUUAUGGGAAUUAUUCUUAUUUUUCCAUCUAGUUGUAUCUACAUAAAUCUUGUCAUACUCUUUGAUUUAGUUGACCUAAGUUACCAGUUUGCUAUAGACUUAUGGGAAUUAUUCUUAUUUUUCCAUCUAGUUGUAUCUACAUAAACCUUGUCAUACUCUUUAAUUUGGUUGACCUAAGCUACCAGUUUGCUAUGUUGUGCUUUAUGUGUUAAAGACUUCCAAUGCCGUACAACUGCUGUAAGACAAAGUAUUAUUGUUAUUUCACCUGUUACACACCUGUUCAUUGCAUGUAAAUGUCAGUUUUCUUGCUCAAUUUUAUUUAGGCUUGUGAUUGGUAGAUUAGAAAAAAAAAUGUUUCUAGCCAGUAUGAUGGAGCACGAGUAGUUUACAAGUAGUUUUUUCUUUGUUUUUGUUUCACUGGAGCUUCUACAUUAGCUUUAAUUACUGUGCUUUUCUAAUUUUUGUUUUAUUAAUGUACUUUUAAUUUUCUGUUUAUUCUUAUAAACCACAAUGACUGGUGUUGAUAUAUGUUGAUCCUAAGGUCUUUAGCUGUGGUGUUGAUCCUGAGGUCUUUAGCUCUGGUGUUGAUAUGUUGAUCCUAAGGUCUUUAGCUCUGGUGUUGAUAAAACUUGAUAUGUUGACCUAUAUCUGUGUUGAGCUAGUCCAUUGAUGAUGUUUUCUUUGCAUGUUUCUAUUCCCUUGUUUAUGGAGUGUCCUACUGUACUUUUAAAAUCUUAGUUGAUGAAAUGGUGUCAGUUAUAAUUAGAAACUGGUCAUUGAAACAUUGUAAAAACACAUUUUUGGAAGUUGUUGAAAUUGUUUUUUUGAAAAGAACCAAUCAGAUCUGUUGUAUUAUGUGCCAAUGGACCGACGUGUGAUUUUAAAUUUUCUUUUGUUUGCCUGUGAAAUAUAUUUCUUUUUUCAUUUAUGUAUACAUCAUUUGUAUUUAUUUUAAUAUUUAAAAAAAAAUUAUUCACAGAACUAAAUUUGCUAGAAGCAGAUGUAUUUUGUAGAUAGACAAUUGUUCAGCUUGACAUUUUAUCAGAUAUGUUACCAGCACUCCUGUAGUCACAGGGUCAGAUUUUUAUGCCUGUUGAGGUUUGCCAAAUUUCAGCUUGCCAGGUUGGAGCUUGCUAUCAAGGAGCUUGCAAUAUUCUAGCCUGAUUUUGUAUACGUAAGUUUGAAGUUGAAAGAAAAGCUUGAGUUUUAACACAUUUUUCAGUUUUAAAAACACUUUCCAAUGUAAAAAAGAUUCUAUAAGAUUAUAUUUAAAAACUUGACUGAACUAAAAAUGUAAAGUGUAUAAAUGAGUUGUGUGCAUAUUGCUGAGCAGACUGUGACUGGGUGUUGGACUGUGUUAAAAAACAAACCACACCUCUAUAUCCUGUACAUAACACAUCUAAUGUGCUUGUAAAUCAAAGUUGAGUGCAAUCUAUUCAUACACCUGUGGCAACCAAUAGUUUUAAUAAAGGAUUAUUUAUUUGCA
Messenger RNA from Physella acuta, 8285 nucleotides. Its product is annotated as phosphatidylinositol 4-phosphate 3-kinase C2 domain-containing subunit beta. Gene Ontology annotation, cellular component: phosphatidylinositol 3-kinase complex; cytoplasm; plasma membrane. The record is from RefSeq and is a predicted model, not a curated record. Gene Ontology annotation, biological process: phosphatidylinositol-mediated signaling; cell migration; phosphatidylinositol-3-phosphate biosynthetic process. Gene Ontology annotation, molecular function: 1-phosphatidylinositol-4-phosphate 3-kinase activity; phosphatidylinositol binding; 1-phosphatidylinositol-3-kinase activity. Lineage: Eukaryota; Metazoa; Mollusca; Gastropoda; Physidae.